Molecule: messenger RNA, 2831 nt
Organism: Ictalurus furcatus (blue catfish)
Lineage: Eukaryota; Metazoa; Chordata; Actinopteri; Siluriformes; Ictaluridae
Gene: rsph9
Product: radial spoke head component 9
Exons: 5
Coding region: 103-936 (277 amino acids)
Biological process (GO): cilium movement involved in cell motility; motile cilium assembly; axoneme assembly
Cellular component (GO): radial spoke; axoneme
Source: RefSeq, a predicted model, not a curated record
UACCGUAGCAACCACAAACACACUGUUACAGCUAGCAGGCUGCAGACUAGUGUUAACAGCUUCAGAUUAUUAUAAUCAGUACUUGUAUAUGAGCUAACAGAGAUGGACUCCAGCACUUUGAUGUAUUCAUUGGAUUUAGUGUGUGGGAACGGGCUGACCCUGAGCACCGAGCAGAAGGCAGCUCUGCACACCUCUCUGCUCAUUCUGAAGAGAAAUUACAAAUUCAACCGAGUCCUGUUUUGGGGGAAAAUCCUGGGAAUUAAAAAGGAUUAUUUCAUUGCUCAGGGGGUUGGAGAAGAUGAAAUGAGGGACAGGAAGUGUUUAUACAGUUUUAACUGCAUGGAUUGGCACUUGCUCCCUCUCGCCACCGAGGCCCUGACCGCAGAGGUGGCUGUAGCGGCUCGGGGACGUUUUAUGGGUGAACCAUCACAUGAAUACCAGCGCACUGUGAUACGGCACCAAGGAGAGGGAGAUGAUGCUGUGGAGGAGGAAGUCAUGGUGAAAGUGAGUGAAGAGAAGAGGCUAGCUGUGACUGUCUUUACCAUCAAUAAUGAGGUGGCUGUUGUACCACGUGGCGCAUACAUUAAGAGCCCUAAUGGCAUUGUACAGACUAACCGCAGCUUUGAGGGCCUGAACCCCACAGAGGCAGGAAAGUUGAACAAUUAUUUACACUUCUCUGAGCCCAAGAACCUGAAGAAGAAGUCCAUUUUGGAACUGGCUGAUCUGAAUCCUUCCAUUGACUUCUUGGAUCCUCUAAUCGAUGACAUUCCCAAAGGAUCGUGGAGUUUGCAGUUUGAGCAUGGCAGCAGGGUUUGCGUAAUCCGAAGUCUGCUGUGGUUUGGUCUGACCUUCUUCCACGUGCCUGUAACCUCCCAACAUGGUUACAUCUACAUAGGAGACGGCCUCAAGAACAUGGACCUGCCUUUCAUGAUGUAGAGAGAUUAAAAUCACACCAGUCCGUGUAAAUGUCUUAUUCUUGUGAUGAGCUUUUUUGUAAGUGUACAGAAAAAAGGUAAAGCGUUAAAGCUGUCUUGUCAGUUGAACUUCCCACCCCAUUCAUAUGUACAUCCAACAUCCAUUCACUCACACACCAACUUACACCACCCCUCAUCCACACAUUCACUCACACACUCCCUCAUCCACACAUUCACUCACACACCCACUUACACACUCCCUCAUCCACACAUUCACUCACACACUCCCUCAUCCACACAUUCACUCACACACCCACUUACACACUCCCUCAUCCACACAUUCACUCACACACCCACUCACACACUCCCUCAUCCACACAUUCACUCACACACCCACUCACACACUCCCUCAUCCACACAUUCACUCACACACCCACUCACACACUCCCUCAUCCACACAUUCACUCACACACCCACUCACACACUCCCUCAUCCACACAUUCACUCACACACCCACUCACACACCCACUCACACACUCCCUCAUCCACACAUUCACUCACACACCCACUCACACACUCCCUCAUCCACACAUUCACUCACACACUCCCUCAUCCACACAUUCACUCACACACUCCCUCAUCCACACAUUCACUCACACACCCCCUCAUCCACACACUCACACACCCCCUCAUCCACACAUUCACUCACACACCCCCUCAUCCACACACCCCCUCAUCCACACAUUCACUCACACACACCCCCUCAUCCACACAUUCACUCACACACCCCCUCAUCCACACACCCACUCACACACCCCCUCAUCCACACACCCACUCACACACCCCCUCAUCCACACACCCACUCACACACCCCCUCAUCCACACAUUCACUCACACACCCCCUCAUCCACACAUUCACUCACACACCCACUCACACACUCCCUCAUCCACACAUUCACUCACACACUCCCUCAUCCACACAUUCACUCACACACUCCCUCAUCCACACAUUCACUCACACACUCCCUCAUCCACACAUUCACUCACACACCCCCUCAUCCACACAUUCACUCACACACCCCCUCAUCCACACACCCACUCACACACCCCCUCAUCCACACACCCACUCACACACCCCCUCAUCCACACACUCACUCACACACACCCCCUCAUCCACACAUUCACUCACACACACCCCCUCAUCCACACAUUCACUCACACACACCCCCUCAUCCACACAUUCACUCACACACCCCCUCAUCCACACAUUCACUCACACACCCCCUCAUCCACACACCCACUCACACACCCCCUCAUCCACACACCCACUCACACACCCCCUCAUCCACACACCCACUCACACACCCCCUCAUCCACACACCCACUCACACACCCCCUCAUCCACACACCCACUCACACACCCCCUCAUCCACACACCCACUCACACACCCCCUCAUCCACACACCCACUCACACUCCCCCUCAUUCACACACCCACUCACACUCCCCCUCACACACCCCCUCAUCCACACACCCUCUCACACACCCCCUCAUCCACACACCCCCUCACCCACACACCCCCUCAUCCACACACCCCCUCAUCCACACACCCCCUCAUCCACACACCCCCUCAUCCACACACCCACUCACACACCCCCUCAUCCACACAUUCACUCACACACCCCCUCAUCCACACCCCCUCAUCCACACAUUCACUCACACACUCACUUACACACUCCCUCAUCCACACAUUCACUCACACACAUACACUCAUAGCAGUUUCAGUGUGGUACACAAAGCCACAACUUUUUAUUUGGAGCUUUUGUAGUUCGGGAAGCUAGGGCCAGCUUCCAACAAACACAGAACUUGUAACAGUAACUGAGGUGACUGUGAAGGCAUAUUAAAGACAAAAAAUGUG